AUGAAAUGGCGGGGCAUUCUUCAAAAUGUCUCUCAGCGUCCCAAGGAGAUCUCCAGCAUGGCCAGAGCAAGAUGGCGACACGGCGGCCUCGGCCAGCGGCUCCGGAAUGACAUAUCAGAAAUUGGCAGGAGUGCCAAGUCUUACUGUGAGCACACAGCCAGGACGCAGCCCACGCUGUCGGAUAUUCUGGUCACGCUAGUUGAGAUGGGUUUCAAUGUGGACACUCUCCCUGCUUAUGCAAAACGGUCUCAGAGGAUGGUCAUCACGGCACCUCCUGUGACCAAUCAGCCAGUGACCCCCAAGGCCCUCACUGCAGGUCAGAACCGGCCCCACCCGCUGCACAUCCCCAGCCAUUUUCCCGAGUUUCCCGAUCCUCACACCUACAUCAAAACUCCGACCUACCGCGAGCCCGUGUCUGACUACCAGGUCCUGCGGGAGAAGGCCGCCUCCCAUAGGCGCGACGUGGAGCGCGCACUCACCCGGUUCAUGGCUAAGACAGGCGAGACCCAGUCUCUUUUCAAGGACGAUGUCAGCACAUUCCCAUUGAUCGCUGCCAGGCCCUUCACCAUCCCCUAUCUGACGGCGCUUCUCCCCUCUGAGCUGGAGAUGCAGCAAAUGGAAGAGACUGACUCCUUGGAGCAGGAUGAGCAGAUGGACACCGAGAACCUCGCUCUCCACGUCAGCACGGACGACUCUGGAGCCGAGAAGGAGAACGCUUCUGUUCUACAGCAGAACCCCGCCUUGCCGGGCAGCCGGAACGGGGAGGAGAGCGUCAUGGACAACCCCUAUCUGAGGCCCGUGAAGAAGCCCAAGAUCCGCAGGAAGAAGUCCCUGUCGUAAGCUGAGGCAGGAGCCCGGCCCGUCAGGACACGACACUCCUGCGCAGGGGCGUGAAGGGCACGAGGGGAGCGGAAAGGGCGACCUGUGGCCACGCGGAAGCUGCAGUGUGAGCAGCGUGAAG
Jaculus jaculus (lesser Egyptian jerboa) is the source of this 961-nucleotide messenger RNA. RefSeq names its product transcription initiation factor TFIID subunit 8-like. Gene Ontology annotation, cellular component: transcription factor TFIID complex. The record is from RefSeq and is a predicted model, not a curated record. Gene Ontology annotation, molecular function: protein heterodimerization activity. The transcript is spliced from 3 exons. Gene Ontology annotation, biological process: transcription initiation at RNA polymerase II promoter. Lineage: Eukaryota; Metazoa; Chordata; Mammalia; Rodentia; Dipodidae. The coding region runs from base 1 to 840 and encodes 279 amino acids.